Trichoplax adhaerens is the source of this 1054-nucleotide messenger RNA. RefSeq names its product actin filament capping protein muscle Z-line beta. Gene Ontology annotation, cellular component: F-actin capping protein complex; cytoplasm. The record is from RefSeq and is a predicted model, not a curated record. Bases 1 to 876 code for a protein of 291 amino acids. Gene Ontology annotation, molecular function: actin filament binding. NCBI's taxonomy places the organism in Eukaryota, Metazoa, Placozoa, Uniplacotomia, Trichoplacea, Trichoplacidae. Gene Ontology annotation, biological process: regulation of lamellipodium assembly; cell morphogenesis; barbed-end actin filament capping. The transcript is spliced from 8 exons.
AUGAGUGAAAAAAAGUCGGCCUCUCAUUUUUGGCAGCUUUUGGCCCUGUCCAGGAGUGAUCAACAGCUUGAUUGCGCUUUGGAUUUAAUGCGACGAUUGCCUCCGCAACAGAUCGAGAAGAAUCUCAUGGACUUGAUUGAUUUGGUUCCAUCAUUAUGUGAAGAUCUGCUGUCUUCCAUAGAUCAACCCCUGAAAAUUGCAAGAGAUAAGACCAACGGCCGCGAUUACUUACUUUGUGACUACAACCGCGAUGGUGAUUCUUAUCGUUCGCCGUGGAGCAAUCAAUACUUUCCUGAACUAGAUGACGGUGUUAUGCCAUCGGAUAAGUUGCGAAAGCUAGAAGUGGAAGCUAACAAUGCCUUUGAUCAAUAUCGGGAAUUGUAUUUCGAAGGUGGUGUCAGCUCAGUAUACAUGUGGGAUUUAGACCACGGUUUCGCUGGAGUAAUUUUAAUUAAGAAAGUUGGCGAAGGCUCUGAAACCAUUAAAGGUUGCUGGGAUUCAAUUCACGUUGUUGAGGUGCAAGAGAAAGGUAGUGGUAGAGCUGCUCACUACAAGUUAACCUCAACCGUUAUGUUAUGGCUUCGGACUGCUAAAGAGGGUUCUGGAACCAUGAACCUAGGUGGUAGUCUAACACGACAACAUGAAACAGAUCAUAUUGUUACAGAUGCAACUCCACACAUUGUUAACAUUGGCCGCAUGAUAGAAGACAUGGAAAAUAAAAUUCGUAGUACCCUGAACGAUAUCUACUUUGGCAAAACAAAGGAUAUCGUUAAUGGAGUAAGGUCAAUAUUAAAUUUAAAUUCGAGGCAACAACAAAAGAAUAUGCAGCAAGAGUUGGCAGCGUCACUCGCUUCUCGUAACUUGAAGCGUAAUUAAAUUUUGUAAAAAAUUGUCAUAGAUGUAGAAUAUGUACCUGAUUAAAAUUUUUGUUAACUUGCCAGCUGGUGAUCCACUGGUUGUUUGUCUCCACUAUAUACUAAGUAAUCUUCAUCGACAUUUAAAAACGUUUUUGGUUAAUUUUGACACUGAUUUCUAAAAUAAAAAUUUCACUUGU